AUGGCCAAGAAAGAAGUGCUGCGGCUCGCCAAUUAUUUGACGCCGCUGGACGUUGUCGUAUCGGCCUCCGAGGCUUGCCAGCUUCUGAGUGAACAUGACAUCUGGUUCAGAAGCUUUCUACAGCGCCGCCUGAGACUCAUGUUCAACACCUCGAAGCAUCUGGACGAUUCGGCGUUUUUGGGAUGCGUUCAACACGGCACGGUCUAUUCAAACUUUCUGGUGAAGAGCAUGUUUUUGUUGUGCUGUCAAAACUCGCGAAACCGCCGUGUAUUACCAGUCGCUGAUGUGGAACAAUCCGAUUUCGAAACCGACGAAGCCCAUUUGAAUGGAUCGGCAGCGGCAGCCGACGUGCCUGCAGAUGAUCACUUCUCUGUGUCACAAGAUGAGCCACCAGCAGAGGAGACGAAGGUGCCCGAGACACCGCCAUCGGAUGACUGGGCUGUGGCUGAACAACCCACGACCGAAGAGUUCGCCGAGCCGACGGAGUCACUGAUAGAAUGGGCUGAGAUCAAAGAGAGUGACCCGGCGGACUAUAUUCCUGAGGCUCUGCCAGAGACCUGCCCUCAGCAGGACACGAACUUGAUUCAGUCUACAAAACAGUCUAAGAAGGAUAAGAAGAAGUCGAAAAAGGCCAAAGCCUUGGAGAGAAACGAAGGUGUCUUGAUAGAUAAUGGGGUAGAGCUUGUGUCGGAGCCGGGGCCAGAGCCGGAAGCUGUACCAGAGGUCGAGGCAGAUCCUGGGGCCCUUUGGGGUGAGCUGCCCAAGCCCAAGAAGAAGAAGAAGGAGAAGAAAGUUGAGGGAGGAAAUACGAAGAAAAACAAGAAUCAGGAAAAUGUUCCGGACGCCCCAAACCCAGAGUCCGGCACAGAACCGGGCGCGGAAACCUCAACGAUGACGGUGGUAAACCCCUGGGGGUUUCUGCCGAAGAAGAAGACGUUGACGAGGGAGCGAAUGAUUAUGCCCGAGUUAGGAUGUCCUGAUAGGAACGCACUCAUUUAG
Colletotrichum chrysophilum is the source of this 999-nucleotide messenger RNA. RefSeq lists its product as uncharacterized. The record is from RefSeq and is a predicted model, not a curated record. The coding region runs from base 1 to 999 and encodes 332 amino acids. The transcript is spliced from 2 exons. Lineage: Eukaryota; Fungi; Ascomycota; Sordariomycetes; Glomerellales; Glomerellaceae.